Molecule: messenger RNA, 927 nt
Organism: Insectozyma verbasci
Lineage: Eukaryota; Fungi; Ascomycota; Pichiomycetes; Serinales; Debaryomycetaceae
Source: the annotation of a GenBank genome assembly
AUGUCCCAUUGCAUUCUUUUAAUGAUGUCAAAAAUAGAUCAAAUUAUAAAUUUAAAAAUUAAAAUAACUACAGUAUUAGAUCAAAUAAUCAUUGGUAAAAUUUUUACUUAUUCCUCAUCAAAUGAAAUUAUUAUAUUACAACUUGGUGAUCCAAAGAAUGAAAUUUAUAAAAUUAUAAAUACAGCAUCUAUUAAAAAUAUAGUUGUUGAAAAACCGUUUCCUAAAAAACUAUCAAAACGAAAUAAUAAUAAAGAGAAUUAUAAUAUUGAAGAUCAAGAUGUGAUAGAGCCUGUAAAUAUUAACGAAUUGAUUUCAAGAUUGAAUAAAUCAAUUAAUAAUUAUAUACCAGAACCGAUAAAUUAUGAAGAAAACAAAGACAAUAAACCAACUACUAAUCAACCUACAAAAGAAACUGCUAUCAAAGAAACAAAUAAAGAAAAAGCAAAAGAACUAAGUAAAGAAAAAGAAUCAAUCAAAGAAUCAACAUCAACCUCAUCCCACAAAAAAACAUCACGUAAAGAUUCAAAGGAUUCUAAGGAUUCAAAAGAUUCAACCACCACCACCACCACCAACAACAACAACAAUAAUAAUAGCAACAAUAAUAAUAAUAACAACAAUAACAAUAAUAAUAACAACAACAAUAAUAACAACAACAGCAAUAAUAAUAAAUCAAAUAAAAAGAAAUCAAACGUAUCUGAUCAAUUAUAUGAAAAACUUAAGAAAUUAUUAGGUGAGAAGAAUAUUAAAUGGUCAAAUCGAAAACAUAAUGAAAUUAUAUUAUUUGAAGAAAUUAAAUUAAUUAAACCAUUUACAAACACGCCAAAAAACAUUCAGUUAAUAAAUAAAGAAUCAAACAGAUUAGAAUCAAUAACAAGAGCAUUAAAACAAUCAUGGUUAGAAAUUGAUAAUGAAAAAAGAGGUGGUUAA